This is a messenger RNA of Cryptomeria japonica (Japanese cedar), 3218 nucleotides long. RefSeq names its product alpha-L-arabinofuranosidase 1. Lineage: Eukaryota; Viridiplantae; Streptophyta; Pinopsida; Cupressales; Cupressaceae. The record is from RefSeq and is a predicted model, not a curated record. Gene Ontology annotation, molecular function: alpha-L-arabinofuranosidase activity. Gene Ontology annotation, biological process: L-arabinose metabolic process. The transcript is spliced from 17 exons. Bases 847 to 2835 code for a protein of 662 amino acids.
AUUUUUUUUAAUAAUUCUCUCAUUCGGUCAAAUUUACAAGCUGGGGUGGGUUCCGCCGGCGCUGGAAAUACAUUUUUACUUCCAAGCAAUAAUUUUUUUCAAAAUUUCCCGGAACUCCAAAAAUUUAGUCAUUUUUCAUUGAAGUAUAUCGUCCGUUGUGAGGAUCGGGGCGGAAGUCAUAAAUUUCUCAGUACACGGCAAAUCAAUCAGAUUAUGGAUGGGAUUUAGCCCGUUCAUCUAAAAAUUUGGAAUUACAGAUGUAGCUAGAAUAUGCCGUUAAAAGGCAAGGUCCGACGGGUUCGAGACGAAAGUUGGCAAAAUUGCAUUUCGCACAACUAAAGCUCUCGGAUUUUGGUGAAAAAGCAUUGGUUUUGUAUCAGUUUUGCAAAGCUCGAGUUUACUAUACUUUAAAGUUUAUGUGAAGUUAAAAAGAGACAUAUUUAUUGUGCUUUUCUGUUCAAUCAAAAGAAGUGUUGAAGAAUUGCUGCUUGAUGGUUACAAUUGUUAAAGAUUUUGAAUAGAUCUUUAAGAAACGGGCUUUAAUUGCUCACUGUUGUCUGAUAAGUUGAGAUUGUUCAAAUGUUUGCAGUAUAAUUGUUAUUUCUUUCAAAAGACAGUAUUUAUAAUUUAAACUGUAUACUGUUGUCUGAAGAUUGUUCAAGGAUUCCGGUAGUGUUGUUAUAUUGUCCAAGGACAGUAUAGUCACCAUAUAUUCUUGUCUGGCAAGAAAAGUGUGUUCCAGGAUUGCUGUUAAUUGAUUUUGUGAAAAAAUGUUAAGAGACAGGCUAUAACGGGGAGCGCGCUGAAUUUGAAAGCCUUGCAUUAUUUGCUUGUUAAUUGUUGGAAAUGGAGGAAGGGAGAGGAAUUUUGAACUUUUUAGUUGCAUUUGCUGUGAUAUGGUGCGGGGGAAUAGUAGUUAUUGCGCAGCAGCAGAACCAGACAGUGUCUCUUACUGUGGAUGCAGGGCAACCUAUUAGAACAAUUCCUUCAACUCUUUUUGGAUUAUUUUUUGAGGAGAUCAAUCAUGCUGGAGCUGGUGGGCUGUGGGCAGAGCUUGUAAGCAAUAGAGGAUUUGAAGCAGGAGGGCCUAACACACCAUCAAAUAUAGAUCCAUGGUCCAUUAUUGGAGAUGAAAAAUCUGUAUUGGUGGUGACAGAUCGUUCAUCAAUCUUUGAGCGGAAUAAAAUUGCACUGCGGAUGGAAGUCUUCUGUGACAAUGAAGGAACAAACCAAUGUCCUGAGGGUGGUGUUGGAGUUUAUAAUCCUGGCUACUGGGGAAUGAAUAUUAUUGAAGGUGAAUCUUAUCGUGUUAUCAUGUGGAUAAUGUCAACUGAUUCUGUUAAUCUCUCAGUUUCUUUCACAUCUUCAGAUGGACUGCAAAUCUUGGCUUCUUCAACUAUCAUUGCUACCAGUUUUGAAAUACAAAACUGGAUGAAAAAGGAAUUAAUUUUGAAAGCUGCAGCAACAGAUCAUUAUGCUAGUCUUUCCUUAACGAGCUCAAAGAAGGGUGUUAUAUGGCUGGAUCAAGUAUCUGCCAUGCCACUGAACACAUUCAAGGGGCAUGGUUUCCGGAAGGAGCUUGCAGAGAUGCUAGUUGAUCUCAAGCCUCAAUUUAUUCGAUUCCCAGGUGGCUGUUUUGUGGAGGGACAGUGGCUUAGAAAUGCAUUUCGUUGGAGACAGUCAAUUGGACCAUGGGAAGAGAGGCCUGGUCAUUUUGGUGAUGUCUGGGACUAUUGGACUGAUGAUGGCCUUGGGUAUUAUGAGUUCCUUCAACUUGCUGAGGAUCUAAAUGCACUACCAAUAUGGGUCUUCAACAACGGUAUCAGCCACACAGAUGAGGUUUCAACUGAAACGAUUGAUCCUUUCGUUCAGGAUAUCUUGAAUGGUAUUGAAUUUGCUAGAGGCCCGUCAAGUUCAACAUGGGGUUCUAUCCGUACAGCUAUGGGGCAUCCCAUUCCUUUCAAUUUAAAGUAUGUCGCAAUUGGAAAUGAAGAUUGUGGUAAAAAGUAUUACCGAGGAAAUUAUAUGAAAUUUUACAAUGCAAUAAGAAUGUCUUAUCCUGAUAUCAAAAUUAUCUCCAACUGUGAUGGAUCUUAUCGACCACUCGAUCAUCCUGCAGACAUAUAUGAUUUUCAUAUCUAUACAUCAGCAAGCAACAUCUUUUCUAUGACCCAUCAAUUUGAUCAUACAACACGAACAGGACCAAAGGCCUUUGUGAGUGAAUAUGCUGUGACUGGAAAAGAUGCUGGAAAAGGCAGUUUAUUGGCAGCACUAGGGGAAGCUGGUUUUCUUAUUGGUCUAGAAAUAAACAGUGAUAUUGUGGAGAUGGCAAGCUAUGCACCACUGUUUGUCAACACCAAUGAUCGCAGGUGGAACCCAGAUGCUAUUGUAUUUGAUUCGUGGCAACAAUAUGGAACUCCAAGCUAUUGGGUACAACAGUUCUUCAAGGAAUCGAGUGGUGCUAUACUUCUUCCUGUUUCAAUUCAAGGAAAUGCUUCAUCUGGAUUUGUUGCUUCUGCAAUAAGGUGGAAAAGCUCAGAGAGUGAAGAUGAGUACAUUAGAGUAAAAGCUGUUAAUAUUGGUAGCCGUGAGCUGACACUUGACAUCUUAAUAAGUGGUUUACUUUCUGAUUCUAUCAACUUUUCCAAUUCAAAACUGACCAUUCUUACAUCUAAUGAUGUGAUGGAUGAAAAUUCAUUUGACCAACCAGGAAAGGUUGCACCUAAACCAUUCACACUGAGAAAUAAUGGAACUGAUAAAAGUAUUUUGGUGCCUUCACAUUCUGUUAUUUCAAUUGAUCUGCCAAUUGAUCCUUCUCUGCAUUCAGCAAUAUGAAACGAUUUAUACAUUUUGGCUUCUGCAAUGCUGGUUGCAGAUACCAAAAAAUCUAUCCAGGUUUAUGUUCAGGUUUCCCAUGAUGUGUUGCCAAAGCAGCAGUUGGGAUGACUUGGCUGUUCUUAAAAUUCCUGUCAUAGAUAUAAGAAAUAAUUCAGCACAAGACUUGGAAAGUGGACGAAAUUGCUUCAAUUUUCAAAUACUGCAUUAUAACAAUCUGAAUAUUUUAAGAUCAUGAUAACAGAAAGAUUUCAUAAAGGUUAUCCAUUUCAGUUAAAAUACUGUCUCUGAAUGGUAUCUGACACAAACCAAGUUAUUUGUGCUGUGUAUGAUGCCUUUUGUCUUUUAAUUAAUACUAAUAAAGAACUACAUUUGCAUAUUAA